This is a messenger RNA of Felis catus (domestic cat), 4132 nucleotides long. RefSeq names its product solute carrier family 6 member 3 (gene SLC6A3). Gene Ontology annotation, biological process: dopamine uptake involved in synaptic transmission; sodium ion transmembrane transport. The coding region runs from base 1 to 2913 and encodes 970 amino acids. The transcript is spliced from 17 exons. The record is from RefSeq and is a predicted model, not a curated record. Lineage: Eukaryota; Metazoa; Chordata; Mammalia; Carnivora; Felidae. Gene Ontology annotation, cellular component: neuronal cell body membrane; plasma membrane; presynaptic membrane. Gene Ontology annotation, molecular function: norepinephrine:sodium symporter activity; dopamine:sodium symporter activity.
AUGGCGGAGUGGGGUGGGCACCGGCCGCCGCGGCUCUCCAGGCCCCUCCGGAGAAACCGGCUCCCGAGGCGCACCGUUCGGGCCUUUGGUCCCAGUGGCUGCGCGCGGCUCCAGAAGGCCCCGGGCGACCGCCAGGUACCUGGCGGCCCAGAGGCCCUGGCACGGGGUCCCAGGGGGCAAGGGAGUGCCCCGGGCGGCUCUAGCAGGUGCAGGGGUCAGCCCCGCGGGGCCGGGGACGCCGACGGGACAGCACCCGCCGGACCCGGGACCCCGCGCCGCCGGCCGAACCUCGCUCCGCGCGAGCACAGGCUGGGAGACGCCCGGGGCGCCGGCCGCGGGAAGGGAGGCUGCUGGGGGAGGAGUCGGUGCCGCCGGACGGUUGGGGACCAGGGUCCGCGCAGCAGAGGGACGGGGCGAGUCGGGGCGCCCAGCUCUGCCCGCGAGUCCCAGUGCUGCGCCCGGCGCGCCCGCCGCCCCGCUCCCUCCCCGCCCGCCGCUCCCCCGGGGCAGACGCGGGGACACCGGGACCGGUUCCUCCGGGCAGCCGCCGUCUUGGGCCCGCGAAACCCGGAGCCCGGACGUGUCCCCGCUCCCACGCGUCCGAGGCCCCGGGAUGCGCGAGGUCCCCGGCGGAGAGGAGCUGCGCGGGCGGCCGGGUCCGGGGGCGGGGGCGGGGACGGGGGCGCGCCCGGGUCUGGUCCUCCGCCCACCCGGGGCGGGGAGGGGGCGGGGCGGGGCGGGGCGGGCCUGCGACACCAUAAGAGCCCCGAGGCCGCGGCCGCCCGGCGCUGCGGGACCCGAGCCGGCGCUGGAGCUUUCGCGGGCGCCCGGCGGCGGGACCCCAGCGCGGCGACGAGUCCGGGGCGGGCAGGCCGGAGGAGGACGCACCGAGUCCGAGUCCCCAGGCUGCGCACCAGUGAGAGCCAGCGCCCGGAGGUGCCGAUGUCUUCCGGCGUGGCCCCAGCUAAGGAGCCCAACGCUACGGGCCCCAAGGCCGUGGAACUUGUCCUGGUCAAGGAGCAGAAUGGGGUGCAGUUCACAAGCUCCACCCUCAUCAACCCCACGCAGACGCCCGUGGAGACCCAAGAACGAGAGACCUGGAGCAAGAAGGUCGACUUCCUCCUGUCGGUGGUCGGCUUUGCCGUGGACCUGGCCAACGUCUGGCGGUUCCCCUACCUGUGCUACAAAAACGGCGGCGGCGCCUUCCUGGUCCCCUACCUGCUCUUCAUGGCCAUUGCUGGGGUGCCGCUCUUCUACAUGGAGCUGGCCCUGGGGCAGUUCACCAGGGAAGGGGCCGCUGGCGUCUGGAAGAUCUGCCCCCUGCUGAAAGGCGUGGGCUUCACGGUCAUCCUCAUCUCCCUGUACGUGGGCUUCUUCUACAACGUCAUCAUCGCCUGGGCGCUGCACUACUUCUUCUCCUCCUUCGCCGCGGAGCUGCCGUGGGUCCACUGCAACAACACGUGGAACAGCCCCGACUGCGUGGACGCGCGCUCCACCGGCCCCGGCUCGGGCCCCAACCGCACCCUCCACACCACGCCCGCCACCGAGUACUUCGAGCGAGGCGUGCUGCACCUUCACGAGAGCCGUGGCAUCGACGACUUGGGCCCCCCUCGGUGGCAGCUCACAUCCUGCCUGGUGCUGGUCAUCAUCCUCCUCUACUUUAGCUUGUGGAAGGGAGUGAAGACUUCUGGGAAGCCCGGAGUCCGUCGGCUACACGCCGACUACGCGUGCGUUUGCGCACCCAGUGCAAAUUCAGUGCGUCUCACUCAUCAGGGACUCAGCCCCUCCCGCCCACUGCUGCCGACCAAAUGCAGAAGAGGAAUGUCCCUUCUCUGCCAAACGGUUGUGUGGAUCACGGCCACCAUGCCGUACGCCGUCCUCUUUGCCCUGCUUCUUCGAGGACUCACUCUCCCUGGGGCCGUCGACGGCAUCCGAGCGUACCUGAGCGUAGACUUCCACCGACUCUGCGAGUCUUCUGUCUGGAUAGAUGCCGCCACCCAGGUGUGCUUCUCGCUGGGCGUCGGCUUCGGGGUGCUGAUCGCCUUCUCCAGCUACAAUAAGUUCACCAACAACUGCUACAGAGACGCGGUCAUCACCACUUCGGUCAAUUCCCUGACGAGCUUCUCCUCCGGCUUCGUGGUCUUCUCCUUCCUGGGGUACAUGGCCCAGAAGCACAGCGUGCCCAUCGGAGACGUGGCCAAGGACGGGCCCGGGCUGAUCUUCAUCAUCUACCCCGAGGCGCUGGCCACGCUCCCGCUGUCCUCGGCCUGGGCCGUGGUUUUCUUCAUCAUGCUGCUCACCCUGGGGAUCGACAGCGCCAUGGGCGGCAUGGAGUCGGUGAUCACCGGGCUCACCGACGAGUUCCAGCUGCUGCACCGGCACCGGGAGCUCUUCACCCUCUCCAUCGUCCUGGCGACCUUCUUCCUCUCCCUCUUCUGCGUCACCAACGGGGGCAUCUACGUGUUCACGCUGCUGGACCACUUCGCGGCCGGCACGUCCAUCCUCUUUGGAGUGCUCAUCGAGGCCAUCGGGGUGGCCUGGUUCUACGGCGUGCGGCAGUUCAGCGACGACAUCCAGCAGAUGACCGGGCGGCGGCCCAGCCUGUACUGGAGGCUGUGCUGGAAGUUCGUGAGCCCCUGCUUCCUCCUGUUUGUGGUCGUGGUGAGUGUCGUGACCUUCAGGCCCCCGCACUACGGAGCCUACGCCUUCCCCAAGUGGGCCAAUGCCCUGGGCUGGGCCAUCGCCUCGUCCUCCAUGUGUAUGGUGCCCGUCUACGCGGCCUACAAGCUCUGCAGUCUGCCCGGCUCCCUGCGGGAGAAACUGGCAUACGCCAUCACACCCGAGCAGGAGCGCGAGCUGGUGGACAGCGGGGAGGUGCGCCAGUUCAGGCUGCGCCACUGGCUCCUGGUGUAGAGGACGCAGAGGCCGGGGGGCCCCGCCGCGGGAAGCCGGGCUUCGGGAGAGACGGCUGCUCGGAGGCUCCCCCUUCUGCAUUCCCGGGACCGCACCACGCAGAGGCUCAGCCCUGACCCCCUGCGCCCCUUCCUUGCCGCCAGGACGGGACCGGCCGUCCGUGCUGUGUCGCCGCGAUAACUUGCCGUAGAUCUGUGCCGUCCCCGCAGGUAGAAGACGUCCGUCCGUCCGUCCGUCCGUCCGCGUUCCGUGUGUGCCCCGCCAGCUCCCCUCCCCGGCCGCCCUGCAGCGCGGGUCCUGCUGUCGCCCGUGUGUUGAGGAGAAAAGUGGUAAUUGUGGAUGCCGAGAGCCCAGUGCUUGUAACUUCCUGGGUUCGGUUUGGGCUCAAAUUAAGAAAGCCCAUUGUCAUAUUUCGCCUCAUUGUGCAGAAGGCACAGCGGGGAAACCGCACAAGGCAACAAACUGGGGGCCACCAUGUGUCUCCACGCCACGCACCCAGUCGGUCGCGGCCCCCCAAGGGUCCCGGCGUGUGCAGCGCGGAUGCUCUGUAUUUCCUUCUAGCCAAGAGAAAUAAAACCCCGGGGAGUCCGAGUGAACCCCAGUCAGCCGUGGCCACCUCACGUGGACCCCCGGCCGUGGGAGAAGGCGUGCUCCUCACGUGUGGAGCACGUGCCCACCUGGCGGGCCCUGACCACACAGCGUGCCCGUGGCAGGCGGCCUGGAGACCUGGGCCCUGGCGAGGAAGGCCCCCGGGACUUGAUUUCUCCCAGGCACACGUCGCAUCAGUAACAACACCGUUGACGUUAGGGAAUGGCUGUUUUAAAUCCUUUUUCCCUGUGAAUCAAAGCCGGUUCUCAGAACGCAGGGUUGGUUUCUGAACAUCUGCUUGCCAACGUUCCAGUUGUCGGUUAAGGAAUAUCAGCCACGCCGGUGCAGACCGCGGCCCGCGUCGCCUGGAGGGAAGCAGCUGCCGGAAGUCAGAACCCUGCCGCGUGGUGGCCCAGCGAGGGGACCCUGGUGCCCGGGGCCGAGGAGCUCCCCGCGCAGGGAAACCAGCUCGUGGGCUGUCGGGGGUCAUGGCCAACAGGAACCGGGUCUACCUCCUUCUGAGGAGCUGAGUACUCUGCAUAGAUAACGGGUGUCGCAUCUGUCUGUCUGUGUCCGUGGUCGGCAUCUUGUGUGACGCAUCACCAACAAUAAAUCCGUGUGGGAAAAACCA